AUGAAAACAGUUCAAUCAUUAACAAGAGAAGAACACUUCUUAAAAUCCUAUUCAUUAAAUUUGAAAAAACCUUAUAGAAAUAUCUUUAAAUGGGCACCAUUACUUGCUUUAGUGAAUUCACUUACAAAUUUAUCAAAUUUUGUUGUUGAUGCAUAUGGAUUUUAUCUUGGUACUUAUUUUUUAGCAAAGAAGUUAAAUUAUAAACAAACAAGUCAAAUGUUUUAUCAAGAAUUGAUUGAUAAUUAUAUGAAACUUCAGAAAGCAUCGUCAUCAAUUAUUUUUACUGCACAAGGAGUUGGAAGUUAUGGAGAAUAUACACCUAAUAUUGGUAAAUCAAUGAAAGCAGCAAAACAUUCAUAUAAUGUUAUUGAUAGAAUACCUAAGAUAGAAUCACAAGAAGUAAAUAGUGAGAUAAUUAAUGAUAUAAAAGGUGAAAUUGAAUUCAAAAAUGUUCAUUUCAGAUAUCCAACAAGAGUUGAUAAUGAAGUAUUAAAAGGUAUUUCAUUUAAAGCAGAACAAGGAAAAACAAUUGCAAUAGUUGGAGUAUCAGGAUGUGGUAAAUCAACAUCAAUUCAAUUAAUUGAAAGAUUUUAUGAACCAACAAAUGGGGAAGUAUUAUUAGAUGGACAUAAUAUAAAGGAUUUAAACAUUCAGUUCUUAAGAAAUCAAAUAGGAUUAGUUGGACAAGAACCAGUAUUAUUUGCUGAAAGUAUUAUUGAUAAUAUUAAAAGAGGUAUUCCUAAAGGUGUUGAAGUAAAUAAUGAACAAAUUUAUACUGCUGCUAAAAUGGCAAAUGCACAUGAUUUCAUUUCAACAAUGCCAGAAGGAUAUAAUACAAUGGUAGGUGAUAGAGGAAGUCAAUUAUCAGGAGGACAAAAACAAAGAAUUGCUAUUGCACGUGCAUUAAUUAGAAAACCAUCUAUUCUACUUCUUGAUGAAGCUACAUCAGCACUUGAUUCAGAAAGUGAAAAAAUAGUACAAGAAGCACUUGACAAAGCAUCAAAAGGAAGAACAACAAUUAUUAUUGCACAUAGAUUAUCAACUAUUCAAAAUGCAGAUAAAAUAUGUGUCAUUAUGAGAGGAAAGAUUGUAGAACAAGGAACACAUCAAGAAUUAAUAGAAUUGAAAGGAUUUUAUUAUACACUUGCUAUGCAACAAUUUGGAACAAUGAAUUAA
Molecule: messenger RNA, 1176 nt
Organism: Entamoeba dispar SAW760
Lineage: Eukaryota; Evosea; Mastigamoebida; Endamoebidae
Product: multidrug resistance protein, putative
Exons: 1
Coding region: 1-1176 (391 amino acids)
Biological process (GO): transmembrane transport
Cellular component (GO): membrane
Molecular function (GO): ATP binding; ABC-type transporter activity; ATP hydrolysis activity
Source: RefSeq, a predicted model, not a curated record